AUAACUACAGGUACAACAAUCGUACUACUUAUGGAAACAAACCGUUCAUCACCCCGUACCCCUUCCAAGAAUCGAGGCAAGGCCGUCACAGCAACCCAACAACAGCCAGUCCACAAAUGCCAAUUCAACAGUGACAAUACAAAGAUGUUUCUACAACUCGUCAUUGCUAAAAUGGAUGUUGGUAAUCGACAACCUUGCGGAUUGUCGAUGACUGGGUAUAAAAAUGUUGCCAACAAGUUCUUGGACAAAACCGAACUGCUACAUUUGGCCAAACAGAUGAAAAACAAAUUUGACAACUUGAAGAAAGAUUGGGUUGCGUGGAAGAAGUUAGAGAAUGCCGCCCAAGGAUUGACAGGGCUUGGGUACGCCAAGAGACGGGUUUGUUCACUGCACCUGACCAUUGGUGGGCCAAAAUGCAAGCGAUGAACAACCGAUGUGCAAAGUUCAAGACCAAGCCUCUAGAGCACUUGGAGCUCAUGGAACGGGUGUAUUCUAGCACAGCUGCGACAGGGAAGCAUGCAUGGACUCCAACUGAACUACGUGAUGAUGAUGCUACUGCUGCCAAUGCCACCAAGGACA
This is a messenger RNA of Camellia sinensis, 579 nucleotides long. Lineage: Eukaryota; Viridiplantae; Streptophyta; Magnoliopsida; Ericales; Theaceae. The record is from RefSeq and is a predicted model, not a curated record.